CGGGCCCGGCAGAAGCAACACGCACCACCACCACAGCCCUAUACACACACCCGCCCAACAACGGCGACCACAACAACAACGAGACGAGACGACAUGAGCUGGAAAUGGCGCGUCUUGGUGUGCGUCGUGUGUGUGUGUGUGUGUAUGUAUGUGUGUGCGCGUGUGUGCCAUGGUGACCAUCAGGCCAUUCGUCCUCUUUUGUGCGCCACUAGCCAGCUGGGGUAG
This is a messenger RNA of Bipolaris zeicola 26-R-13, 225 nucleotides long. RefSeq lists its product as uncharacterized. NCBI's taxonomy places the organism in Eukaryota, Fungi, Ascomycota, Dothideomycetes, Pleosporales, Pleosporaceae. The record is from RefSeq and is a predicted model, not a curated record. The transcript has a single exon. The annotation marks the transcript as partial.